UUUUAUCGCUGUAAAGAACAGAUUGAUUGGAAACGAUUUCUUUCAAAAUGCUAGAAAAAUCGAGAAAGAUUGAUAAAAAAUUAAGGCAAUCAAGAAUGCUCGGGAGAGGGAUAGGAGAUCUUUGCUAAGAGCUGAGCAGCUGUUGGCUUCAUCAUCGGCGACCACAUAUCUAUAAACUGCGGUUCCUCGACCACAACUUCAACAGCAUCCACCGGCAGAGAAUGGCUCCCAGAUGCACCAACCAUUAUUAAAGGCUCAUCAUCAACAACAACAACAACAACAACAACCGCAGCAGUUCCGUACAACACAGCGCGGAUCUCUCUCUCCCAAUUCUCCUACACUUUUAAUCUGAAUCCAGGUCAGAAACUUAUCCGCCUUCACUUCAACCCCACCACUUCCUACAACGGCUUCGAUGACUUGUUCACCGUCGAAGCCGGCCCUUACACCCUACUCUCCAACUUCAGCGCCUCCAUUACUGCACGUGCUCUUUCUCUCACUACUUUUGCUAAGGAAUUCUGCAUCAUCAUCACACACCAGAAUCACCUUCCCUUCAACAUUAUCUUCUCCCCUUCCCCUUCUUCUUCUUCCUCCAAAAACACCUACGCUUUCAUUAAUGGCAUCGAGAUUAUCUCAGUACCUUCCACCCUUUCCUACUGUCAUAGUGGAGAUGCUGGUGUCCAAUUGGUUGCCACCAAUUCCGUUAUCCACAUCGAUAAUUCUACCGCACUUGAAAUUGUUCACCGACUCAAUAUCCGCGGCAUGUUUGGGAUGUCGGCAAACAAGCUUGACAACAAUAAUAUCACCUGGAAAAUACCUGUGGAUGUUGGUUUCAGGUACUUGAUCAGGCUUCAUUUCUGCGAGCAAGGACUCCAAAUGGCGCAGGCUCAGCUCAAGGACUUUACACUUUUCAUUAAUGACAUGAUUGCCACCACCAGUGAGGACAUACACCGACAAAGGAAACAUCAAGGCAUCCUCUGGUAUAACAACUACAUGGUGAUGGUUAAUGGGAACAAACACGAGGGUAAACGUGAUAUCUUCGUUUCCUUGUAUUCUAAACAUGAAUUUAUGGAUGGACACAGUCCACUUGAAGGUUUUGACAUAUUCAAGUUGAGCAACAAUGACAAUAGUCUUGCCAGCCCAAACCCCUUGCCCCCCCCAACACGAGAUUCGUCGUCGUCCCGGGCUAUCCGAUUUCUACUCUCGGUUCUUGGUCGCAGAAAUGCGGUUGCAACUGCUGUCAUUGCUGUAAUUUGUCUGCUAAGUGUCAUUGUUCAUAUGCUGCCGCAAAAUUUGGGGGAUAAUUUUACCCUCGAGGAGGAAGAGAAGCCACCGGCAAGGACUAAUAGACUUUGCCGUUGCUUUUCACUAGCUGAGAUCCUGUCGGCCACUGAUGGCUUCAAUGAGGCAUUGGUUAUUGGAAAGGGUGGAUUUGGCAAAGUCUACAAAGGGUUUGUAGAAAACAUGCAAGAGAUUGUGGCCAUAAAGCGAUUAAAACCAGACUCGAAGCAAGGGAAGCGUGAAUUUUGGACAGAGAUUGAAAUGCUUUCUGAGCUUCGACAUGUCAAUCUAGUGUCCCUGAUUGGCUACUGCAAUGAGCAAAAUGAAAUGAUCCUUGUUUAUGAGCACAUGCCCUGUGGAACACUGGCUGACCAUCUCUACAAACUUGCUAGGAAAGGCAAUGUUUGGUUACCUCUCUCUUGGAAGCACCGACUUCAGAUAUGCAUUGGAGCUGCCAGAGGGCUGGACUAUCUUCACACUGGAAACGGAAUCAUACAUCGUGAUGUAAAGGCUUCAAAUAUAUUGCUUGAUAAAAAAUUUGUAGCUAAGGUUUCGGAUUUUGGCUUAGCCAAAAUUGAAAUUGGAAGCCAAGCUAGCACAAAUAUUGUUAAAGGCACAUUUGGGUAUUUUGACCCAGAUUAUCUUAGAACUCGUAAACUAACUACAAAGUGUGACACGUAUUCCUUUGGUGUGGUGUUGUUAGAAGUAUUGUGCGGGAGACCAGCAGUGGAGCCAUGUGCUGAAGAAGAUAAACAAAGCCUAACCAUGUGGGCUCGAGAUUACAUUAGUAAGGGACAAGUUGAGCAGAUUAUAGCUCCAAGUCUCAGGCGGAAAAUCUCGCCAGAUAGCCUGAAGACCUUUGUGCUGGUCGCAGGAAGAUGCUUGCGUGACGAUCCGAAGAAAAGGCCAGCAAUAGCAAACGUUGUACUAAAACUUGAGGUUGCACUUAAGCAGCAAGAGAAUGCAGAAUCUUUGGAACCGAGCGAGAUAACUAGUGUUGCUGAUGGUGUUCUAUCCACUGUUAGAGUUCAGCAUCAGGAGAACCAUAUUCCUUUGGUACCAAAUGAGAUAGCAGCAAAUGUUGCUAAUGUGUUGCCUCAACAGGAGAAUGUGAUAGCUCCAGUAACCAAUGUGAGAACAAAUGCGGUUGACGCCAUGCAGGAGAGAGAAAAAUCUUUGUCACCAAAUGAGAUAGCACGACAACUGAUGACGGCCUCUUCUAGUGUGCAAAAUGUUGCAUCACCCUUGAAAGAAAAAAAUAAAAGUGAAAUGAUUAGUUCUGGAAAAAAAGCAAUGCAUAGGCUAUCACAUCUUUUGCCGCCAUGGAAUGCAGUUUGGAGCUCUGCACUAAAACCAUCAAAGAGAAAGGAUCCAGCCAGCGUCUCGAUAUCAGCACCAAUAUCACGUAGGAGUAGAUUUAUGAAAUUGCGACAAGACAACGCUGUUCCUGACAAGGCAAUAAUAGGUGGAAGCAAUGAGUUGAUUGUAACUCCCAAUUUAAGGAUAUUCUCCUUUUCGGAACUGAAGGCUGCCACUAGAAAUUUCACAAGUGAUUCAUUUCUUGGAGAAGGUGGGUUUGGGAGCGUUUAUAAAGGCUGGAUCCAUGAGAAAUCAACCUCCCAAAAUGAAAGAGAAACCGUAGUUGCUGUUAAGCGGUUGAGUUCUCAAAGCAUGCAGGGAUUUCUAGAGUGGAAGGCUGAGGUGGAAUUCCUUGGAAGACUUUCUCACCCCAAUCUGAUAAAGCUGUUGGGCUACUGUUUGGAGGACCAACACUUGCUGCUCGUGUAUGAAUUUAUGCCAAGAGGAAGCUUAGAGGCGCAACUUUUUAGAAGAGGUUAUGCAUUUCUGGUGCUUCCAUGGGAGAUUAGACUCAAGAUAUUAAUUGGAGUAGCUCGUGCUGUGGCAUUCUUGCAUGGAUCAGAUGUACAAAUUAUCUUUAGAGACUUGAAGACCUCAAACAUAUUGCUGGAUGAGUCAUACAAUGCUAAGCUCUCGGACUUUGGUCUGGCAAGAGACGGUCCGAUGUCCGAUUAUUCGCAUGUGACAACUCAAGUAUUGGGGACAUACGGUUAUGCCGCCCCUGAGUACAUAGCAACAGGACACUUGUACGUAAAGAGUGAUGUAUAUAGUUUCGGUGUGAUCAUAGUUGAAAUGCUGACUGGGUUACGAGCAUUAGACAAAAAACGUCCAUCUGAACAACAUCGUCUUGUGAAUUGGAUAAAGCCAUAUUUACGCAAGCCAAAUAAGUUGAAGACUGUAAUGGAUUCACGUUUACAAGCAGGAUAUCCAUCUAAAUCUGCUUUUGAGAUUGCUCAGCUUGCUCUAGAUUGUCUCGAAAUCGAACCAAAAAAGAGACCUUCCAUGCAACAAAGUGUUGAGAUACUUGAAAGAUUAAUCGACAAGAAACCUAGAUACCCUAUAGCAGUAAACUUUAGUAAUCUAUAGAUCUAGCUAGUAUUUAUACUUGGCCAGAGAUUGUACACUAACUUGUACUGUACUACCUUUUUUUUUUUUUUUUUUUUUUUUCUGAUGCAAUAUAAAUAUAUAAUGAUUGCCUUGUUGUGUGUAAUUGGUGCUACCUAGCCAGUGAAUUUUAUUUUGUAAUUUUAGUGGGAAGUAAUUGUGUUGUAUUUGUAUCAGCUUAAUCUGAAACUGUGCUUGUUUAAAGAUUUGACUGACUGUAAGAAGAGUUUUCUUUUUUU
Molecule: messenger RNA, 3980 nt
Organism: Erythranthe guttata (spotted monkey flower)
Lineage: Eukaryota; Viridiplantae; Streptophyta; Magnoliopsida; Lamiales; Phrymaceae
Source: RefSeq, a predicted model, not a curated record